Asterias rubens (European starfish) is the source of this 2792-nucleotide messenger RNA. RefSeq names its product collagen alpha-2(I) chain-like. The record is from RefSeq and is a predicted model, not a curated record. Lineage: Eukaryota; Metazoa; Echinodermata; Asteroidea; Forcipulatida; Asteriidae. The coding region runs from base 1 to 1773 and encodes 590 amino acids. The transcript has 3 exons.
AUGACUACUGGCAGGAUCAACCAGGUAGCACCUCGUGCUGCGGCCGGCGAGGGGGGCUCGCUCGGACCGAGCGGAUUCUGCCGGGCUCGGGUAGCUCGAGCCGGCGAUCCGUUUCACCAAAAGUUCCACACACACACACGUUUCGGGUCCCGGGAGCAGAAGCGCGUGGCCAAGGCGCGAGUCUACGGUGCUCGUACCAGCCUGCUGGGUCCGCCCCCGUCGCCCCUUCUCUCUCCUUCUCUCGCUCGAAUCGCCAGGGGGAGUGGAAAUCAGAUUCGCCGGGGCGUGUGUCGUCCGCCGCCGUCCCCCAUCAAUCGCCCGGAAUGGGUGGGCCGUGGAGGCCCGCCCGGCCGGUGUGGUGCCCGGGUUCGGGAAAGGGCUCAACCUACGCUUCGGCAACUGGGAUGCCAGGGGGGUCCCGCUAGCGCUGGGCGUAACGGGCCGGGGCAGUUUUCCCCGGUCCGGUCGGCCUCUCGCGCCCAUGCGGGCUUCACUGAAUGCCAUUGGGUCCGGGAUCCGCCCCGGGGUGCGAGACGGCACCGUCCACUCCCGCUUAGGGAACGAGACGGCACGGUCCACACCCCGCGCACUGCGACGGACCAGUCCGGUCGUGCCGACACGCCGCCGAGGCCCCGCGAUCUACCCGGUGGGUUGGGGGUUCCAUGCCCAGCUCCGGUUCCCUUUUCGGAGCAGCGUGCCUGGCCGACAGGCACUGCCGUCGGAAGCGUUUACCCGCCCGUGCAACCCGACAGAGCCGGGCCCGCUUCAUACUGCCACGGACGGGGCGAAUUGUCGGCGUGCCCGGUUGGCAGCACCGCCGUUAUUGAGCCACCGAGGCCCCGCGGGCCCCUCGAUCUACCCGGUGGGUUGUGGGGUUCCACGCACAGCUCCGGUUCCCUUUUCGGAGCAGCGUGCCUGGCUGGCAGGCACUGCCGUCGGAAGCGUUUACCCGCCCGUGCAACCCGGCAGAGCCGGGCCCGCUUCAUACUGCCACGGACGGGACGAUUUGUCGGCGUGCCCGGUUGGCAGCACCGCCGUUCACUAGCCACCGAGGCCCCGCUGGCCCCUCGAUCGGUACCCGGUGGGGAUGGGGGUCCGACCCAAGCUCCGGUUCCCUUGACGGAGCAGCGUGCCCGGCUGGCAGGCACUGCCGUCGGAAGCGUUUACCCGCCCGUGCAACCCGGCAGAGCCGGGCCCGCUUUCUACUGCCACGGGCGGGACGAUUUGCCGUCGGAAGCGUUUACCCGCCCGUGCAACCCGACAGAGCCGGGCCCGCUUCAUACUGCCACGGACGGGACGAUUUGUCGGCGUGCCCGGUUGGCAGCACCGCCGUUCACCAGCCACCGAGGCCCCGCUGGCCCCUCGAUCGGUACCCGGUGGGGAUGGGGGUCCGACCCAAGCUCCGGUUCCCUUGACGGAGCAGCGUGCCCGGCUGCCAGGCACUGCCGUCGGAAGCGUUUACCCGCCCGUGCAACCCGGCAGAGCCGGGCCCGCUUCCUACUGCCACGGGCGGGACGAUUUGUCGGCGUGCCCGGUUGGCAGCACCGCCGUUCACUAGCCACCGAGGCCCCGCGGGCCCCUCGAUCUACCCGGUGGGUUGGGGGUUCCAUGCCCAGCUCCGGUUCCCUUUUCGGAGCAGCGUGCCUGGCCGACAGGCACUGCCGUCGGAAGCGUUUACCCGCCCGUGCAACCCGACAGAGCCGGGCCCGCUUCAUACUGCCACGGACGGGGCGAAUUGUCGGCGUGCCCGGUUGGCAGCACCGCCGUUAUUGAGCCACCGAGGCCCCGCGGGCCCCUCGAUCUACCCGGUGGGUUGUGGGGUUCCACGCACAGCUCCGGUUCCCUUUUCGGAGCAGCGUGCCUGGCUGGCAGGCACUGCCGUCGGAAGCGUUUACCCGCCCGUGCAACCCGGCAGAGCCGGGCCCGCUUUCUACUGCCACGGGCGGGACGAUUUGUCGGCGUGCCCGGUUGGCAGCACCGCCGUUCACUAGCCACCGAGGCCCCGCUGGCCCCUCGAUCUACCCGGUGGGUUCGGGGGUCCGACCCAAGCUCCGGUUCCCUUGACGGAGCAGCGUGCCUGGCUGGCAGGCACUGCCGUCGGAAGCGUUUACCCGCCCGUGCAACCCGGCAGAGCCGGGCCCGCUUCCUACUGCCACGGGCGGGACGUCGGGGGGGUAGGCUGCCGGCUCCAGGACGCCCACUAAAUCGCUCGUCCCGCCACGCUCCCAUUGCUUUUACACUGAUUUGGCAACUUUUCAUUUGGCCGAUCCCAGAUUUUGUUUCCACCCCCCUAUAGUAGCGCCGGCAGGUUGAGGACUGGUGGCACCCACUUACCCCUCCCCAUCCGCCGGACUUUGGGCCAAAAAAGGGUCUCUCGGUUCGGUCACCAACCCCCUCGUGGGUCUGGAGACCCACAAACGCCUCUGCUCUGAACUAGACCCGUUCUCGGAACGCAGCGGGCGCCGCUGUCAGCCUACCGUAUCUCUUGAGGACUUUUUGCCUCCGAACUCGAGCCGUUUUUCAGAAGCUCGGGGAACUCGGAUUUUUGUCCGUUUUCUGGGCUGUUUUUCCGGCCAAGUCGGAGAAGGAGGCCGAUUUUCUCCGGGAGCGCGUUUUGCCGAUUUCCAGCCGUCUGUCACGGCGUGAAUUUCGUCCCGCCCGGUGGUUAUUUUCACCGAGAAAGGCCCAGAAAGACCGGAGAUUCACACCGCCGUGAAACGGCGCGAUCGGCCCUCCAAGUCCCUUCCUCGUGAGGCGGUAGCCAGGUUUCCCACAGAACCCGAUGGGGAUCG